Molecule: messenger RNA, 5989 nt
Organism: Plodia interpunctella (Indianmeal moth)
Lineage: Eukaryota; Metazoa; Arthropoda; Insecta; Lepidoptera; Pyralidae
Exons: 2
Coding region: 2016-5876 (1286 amino acids)
Biological process (GO): DNA integration
Molecular function (GO): zinc ion binding; nucleic acid binding
Source: RefSeq, a predicted model, not a curated record
GUUGUAAUUGAUGUAAUGGUUGUGGAAUUAAAAAAAACCUACAUUAACUACAUUUAUAUAUUAAUGGUUCGCCAUCAAAGCAUAUAAUAAAUAAAAAUAAAUUUAUAAUUCCAUCACUACUAAUACUACACAUAUACUAAUUACAGCAAUAACGCUUAUUCUCUCUCCCCCUCUGUCUAUCCCUCUCUCUCUCUCUCUCUGAGCGUUUUCCCGGUUUCUUCCUCAGCCGUUGAUCGUCAGGGCCCAGGGUCCACUUUUCUACUUUUUUGUCUUCAUUUCGCUUGGUCGUCGGCGUCCCUACUUAUCAGACUAUCUAUACAGAGUUACUAUAACCUAUAUCUAAUUAAUAUCAGAUAAUAUAUAAUUGUUUUAAACAACCUGUAAAACUCACAGCGGAAUUGUAUUUUGAUUUCAAAUUUAUUUUUAUCAUAAUAAGACAUGGUUAGAUUAUUGAUAAAGUAAUUGAAAUAUAAAACUGAGUUUUUUUUUAAGAUUUUUUAAAUUAAAUUUAGAAAAUAGUAUAGAAUAUAGUAAGUUUAGAAUAUAGUAAUAGUAUACGGGUAUACUAAACGAAAUUGUAUUCACCGAUUUGAUUUUAGCUGUAAUUUUAAGCUUAAUUAAAAUAUAAUGUGAAAAAAAUAUUGACUUUUACAAGUAAAAUCAGUGUCGAUAUAUACAUAGAGACAGAUAUUGGGAGAUAACGUAUAGUAAACAACACAUUGACCUACCUAAAUUUAUUACAAACUCACCCCUAUUUCCUUGUCAUAAAGAUCUUUGCAGUGUAACUUGAUAUGCGACCGAGUGUACGUAUCGACCUCUGACCGUUCAAAGUACGGCAGAUAUAUAAUUAACACCACACCUAAUUGUUAUAACGUUAACGUUAUUUUCAUCAACUAUGUACUUGAAUCAAUAAUUAAAAUUACUUAUAUUUAAACACAGUUAGACGUUGUUAAUAUAAAUAUUGGUGCAUUUUUUAAAAUGAAAAUCACACAAGAUUUUUAAAGCGUCGUGAACAUGGAAAUUCCGGUCCCGGCUUCGCUCGGGUAAAAUCGAAACAAAUAAAACCUCAGGGAUUUCAUUUAUGAAUAAAUAAAUUUAGAAAAUAUUUUUACAGUGCAUGCGCUAAUAAUGCGUCAUCUUUAGAAAAUAAUGAAAAUAUAGAACUGAUAUUUCUUAGACUUGUACAAGUUUUUUUCCUAUUCCUCACAAUCGAGGUAUUCCCAUAAUUCCCAGGGAAUCAGCUAGGUAUUCCUCUGGCCCCAUUGCUUCGUUGUGAUGACGCAAGCCGCAUAGGUAUAUUGCAUAGAUUUUGAUAUUGACAUACGUCGAAAAUCAAUAGAAUUUUUUUUCAGUUCAAACAUUUUGUUGUUCGUUUAUGUUUUUCUUUUUUUUUUUUAAUUGUAGGAGGAUAUGAUAUUAAAAUAUUGUCGUGUAUACAAAUUCUGCUUUAUCAAUCCGUCGACGGACGUCAACGCAUCUUUGGUUAUGUCCAAUUAGGUAUCUCCACGCUCUAGUUGAACAGAAUCAGAGUUGGGCAAAUGUACUAUCACAUCCAAACCAAGCAGUACUAACUGAGUUUUGGCUAGAGAAACCAAAGGCCGCUUGUGUUACAAGAACGAAUAUAGACACCAAGCGGUACGUUUUUUUUUUUUUAAUUACAGUCAUAGAAACUAUGAAACUUGUUUUGAAAUUUCGCCGCAAGCCACAAACUAAAAUAAAUAAAUAAAUAUAUCAGGACAAAUCACACAGAUUGAGCUAGCCCCAAAGUAAGUUCGAGACUUGUGUUAUGGGAUACUAACACAACGGUACUGUAGUGUAUGUGAACCUACAUACACUGUCUCGUGUGUCUAGUAGAUAAUGUCACUACAUCAGUGUCACGAGAGCCGUAGGCGAGUGUGGAUGUAGGAGACAGUUAUCACUAGGACAUUGCCGAGCCAGUGACGAUACAGACGAGAAAUUAGUAGGAGUUACAUGUGGCGACGAGGAAAAAGAAUAUCCCAAACAAUUUGAAAACCAUGGCUAAUACACUACCGCCAUUGGAAGCGAUAGACGUUGAGGGAGAUACUGUUUCUGUUGGAGGUAGAUGGGAAAAAUGGAAGCGAGCACUGCUGAUAUAUCUUGAUGCCGCCGAAAUUACAACACCUCAAAAGAAAAGAGCGACAUUAUUACAUUUUGGAGGAAUUGGUCUCCAGGAAAUUUAUUAUAAUUUACCCGGUGCUCAUGUUGAAGUGCAGGACGGAGUUGAUGUCUUUCAGGCGGCAUUAGAGAAACUGGAUGAAUUCUUUCUUCCUAAACAAAACCGUGUGUAUGAACGCCAUAUGUUCAGACUCCUUAAACAAGACGAUGGUGAAAAAUUCGAACGGUUUUUAGUUAGGCUUAGGAAACAGGCGGAUAAAUGUAAUUUUGACAAAAAAGAUGAUCACCUCAUUGACCAGAUCACAGAGAAAUGUGCCUCUUCUGAGCUACGUAAGAAAAUUUUAACCAUCGGUGACAGCAUUACUCUGGAAAAAAUUAUACGUGAAGCUAAUACAUUGGAAAUAGUAAACAAUCAGUUGGAAAACUAUGGGAGCAAAAAGGAAGGAGAUAAGGAAAUAAAUGCUAUACUGUAUAAAAACAAAAAAGAAGAGAGUUUACAGGAAAAACAAACGAGUUUCAAGAGGAAAAGCUGUGGUAGGUGUGGCAGUACUCGUCAUCAAUCAGAGGAUGAUUCAUGUCCAGCAAAAGGGAAAAAAUGCCAUCAUUGUGGGAGAAUUGGACACUUCCGACAGUAUUGUAAAACACCAAAAGGAUAUGUGAAAAGGAAAAACGAGGAACAAGGAACCUCAAAAGAUAAUAAAGGACAAGCUCGAAAUAUAAGAGAUAAUAAGAAAAGGAAAAUAGAAGUAGACUAUGUUUUUAAUGUUGAAGAUGAUGCAACAGUGGACUGCUCGAUUGGUGGUAUAAAAAUUAACAUGUUAGUAGAUUCUGGCUGCAAAGUUAAUCUGAUUACAAAAGAAAGCUGGGAAAAUUUGAAAAGUCAAGGAGCGAAAGUUGGAAAUCAAGUCCCUAACCCUAACAAAAUCUUAUUUGCUUACGGAAGUGAUAUUCCACUUAAUAUCACAGGAUCGUUUGAAACUGAAAUUGCCAUAAAUAAUCGGAAAGAAGAAGCUACAGUUUAUGUUAUUUCUGGCGGUACUAGAGAUCUUUUAGGAAAGGACACAGCUAAAAAGUUAGGCGUUCUUAGAAUUGGCGUUGAAGUAAAUAUUAUUGACAACGAUAAAAUAUUGCCAUUUGCCAAAAUUAAAGAUGUGCUCAUUGAAAUCCCCAUUGAUGAUACAAUUAAGCCCGUAUCGCAACCAUAUAGACGGAUACCAAUUCCUUUAGAAGAGAAAGUGGAAAAGAAAAUUCAAGAAUUACUUACGCGAGAUAUAAUCGAAGAAGUCCAAGGACCUUCAAAAUGGAUAUCUCCAAUGGUUCCUAUACUUAAAGGAAGUGGUGAUAUAAGAUUAUGUGUAGAUAUGCGACGUGCUAAUGCAGCUAUAAUGCGAGAAAAUCAUCCUUUGCCAUGCAUGGAUCAUUUCCUGCCUAAGGUUGGUAAAGCUAGAUACUUUAGCAAAUUAGACAUAAAGGAUGCAUUCCAUCAAUUGGAACUUCACCCAGAUAGUAGGUACAUAACCACCUUCAUCACAUCUAAAGGAUUAUAUCGAUAUAAAAGACUGAUGUUUGGUAUUAGCUGUGCUCCAGAAAUUUUUCAGAAAACCUUGGAAAACCUUUUGAUGAAGUGUGAUGGCGUCAUAAAUUUCAUCGAUGACAUAUUGGUUUUUGGUGAUAACGAAGCUCAACAUGAUAUGAGACUGAGGAAAGUAUUGGACACACUUAGGAAUAGUGGGGUGUUGUUGAAUGAUGAGAAGUGUAUAUACAAAGUACAAACCGUAAACUUUUUAGGACACGAAUUGACCCCCGAUGGAGUGCGACCCUUGUCCAAAUACAUAGACAGUAUAACUAACUUCAGAGUUCCAGCCACUAUUGAGGAACUACAGAGUUUUCUUGGUUUGACAAAUUAUGUUAAUAAAUGGAUACCUAAUUUUGCAACUAAAACUGAGCCAUUAAAAGAGAUUUUGAGGAAAAAACUAGGGAAAACUUCUGACAUCAGUCCCUAUUGGUUGAGUGCACAAGAUAAAGCUUUUAAAGAUCUUAGAGCAGCCCUAUCUCACAUAAAAUCUCUAGGAUACUACGAUGUUCGAGACCGAACACAGGUCAUCGCUGACGCUAGUCCAGUAGGGCUAGGAGCUGUGUUAGUCCAGGUCGACUCGAAAGGUCCAAGAAUAAUUGCAUAUGGUAAUAGAACGCUUACUGAUUGUGAACGGAAAUACAGCCAAACUGAAAAAGAAGCUUUGGCACUUGUUUGGUCCGUAGAACACUUUAACAUCUUUCUUUUCGGGAAACAGUUCGAUCUUGUUACGGAUCAUAAACCUUUGGAGAUAUUGUUUGCGCCAAAAUCUAAACCCUGUGCAAGGAUUGAACGAUGGGUACUGAGAUUACAGUCCUAUAAAUUCACUGUGAUCUAUAAACCAGGGAAGAUGAAUAUAGCGGAUCCUCUAUCACGUCUAUGUGUUUUGGGCUCUACAGGCAAAUCUGGAGGUGAUGAAUAUGUACAUCAGAUAGUUGAACUGGCUAGGCCUAAAGCUAUUUCGUUGAAAGAUAUAACUCAGGCUUCUUUAAAUGACAAGGAAAUAAUUGGCGUGAAGAAGGCAAUAUACGCACAAGAGUGGGUUGAGUCUGUGAAAAACUAUAAAAUUUUUGAAAAUGUACUAUGUUUUUAUGGCGAUAUACUGCUCAAAGGACAUCGAAUUGUAAUACCUCAGAUAUUGCGGAAGAACGUUCUUGAUGCGGCACAUGAAGGACAUCCAGGAGUGGUUGCAAUGAAAGGUCGACUGAGAUCAAAAGUGUGGUGGCCGAGAAUCGACAAGGACGCAGAAAAUUUAGUGAAAUCGUGUAAAAGUUGCACGUUAGUUGGGAUUCCUAAUCCCCCCGUUCCUAUGAAGCGACGCGAGCUUCCUGUAGCUCCUUGGAUUGACGUGGCAAUGGAUCUGUUGGGCCCUCUGCCCAAUCAUGAAUACUUACUGGUACUUGUGGACUAUUAUAGCCGUUAUAAAGAAGUUAAGAUUACUAAAUCUAUCACUAGCUUACAGAUUAUCACGCUGCUUAAAGAAAUUUUCAGUAGACUUGGAUAUCCAGUUUCAAUUACAGUAGAUAAUGGUAAACAGUUUGUCAGCAAUGAAUUCCGAACAUACUGCAAGGAAUGUAAUAUCACAUUAUUCAAUACGGUUCCAUAUUGGCCUCAACAAAACGGGGAAGUUGAAAGGCAGAAUCGGGACAUUUUGAAACGGCUCAAGAUUAGCGUUAUAGAAAAGAAAAAUUUACAAGAAAGUCUGUGGGAGUAUCUCACAAUGUACAAUAGUACACCACAUUCCACAACCGGAAAGACUCCAUCGGAACUAUUUUUCAGACGUCAAAAUAAAGAUAAAAUUCCUUCUUUACAUGGUUUAGAUAGCCUUGAUAUUGAUACGGAUGUUAGAGAGCGGGACAAAAUUCAAAAGGAGAAAGGAAAGGAAUAUGGAGAUAAGAAGAGGAGAGCUACGGAAUCAAAUCUGAAUGAUGGUGACAAGGUUUAUAUUAAGAAUAUGGAAAAGACAAACAAACUCAGCUCGGAUUACGACCCUACACCCUAUACAGUUGAGUCUGCCAAGCACGGAGAUGUCACUGUCAGGAAUGACGAGACUGGAAAGGAAUUGAGAAGAAAUGUGGUCCACCUUAAAAGAGUAGAAGGUAAAUGGACCACAGUUCCAGACAAAAACCUUGACAGUUCAGGAAGUGAUGAUUUGUCCAUUGAUUAGAUAGGUUCAGUAGGUAUAAUGCUCAAGAGCGAUUCUGAUUAUAAUAGUGUCAGUCAUAAAUUAGUACCAUUUCUAGAACGAGUUCAAAAAGCAAUAUAAAUUCUUUAAAUACA